UGUAUUUCUACAGAACAACCAAACAUUCAAUUGGGAUUACUCAACGACGGAAGGACUUGAAGAGACUUUUAGUUUACAUGUCUUACGGAUGGGGAGUGCCAUUGAUUCUAACUCUGAUCAUCUACAUGUUCACCUCGCUUAACGUUUUACCAUAUGAAAUCCAGCCAUUCGUGGGUACCACACAGUGUUUCAUAGAAUCUCGCACAAAUAACUAUGCAGGAGUACUUUUCCUGCGUCUCCCACACCUUAUCAUACAAAUCAUCAAUACGGUGCUUUUUGUUCAAACGAUUUCCUACUGUCUGAGAAUCAAGAACGAAAUAAACAAAAUAGAUGACACAAUAAGACACCAACAAAAGUACAAAUUCAAAAGGGAUCAAGAACGGUUGUUCCUGAUACUGAAGCUAUCGGUAAUUAUGGGAGUAAACUAUAGUUUCGAUGCCCUCAGCGCAUUUGUUAAAAUGAGCGAUUUCGGCACAGUAGCAAAAUACAUCGAGGUCACUUGGGAUUGUAUCAACUGUUUACAAGGCGUCUUCAUCUUCCUCAUAUUCAUUUGCAAGAGGAAAAUCUACAAUGACUUUCUCAGAAAACUAAACAUUAGAAGAACGGAUCACUUACUGCAGAACACCCAAACCCAUUCCAUGAGUUCUGCCACAACCCGAUUCAGUUUGAAGAACGGAAGAAACAGUUUGAAAUGAAUACACUGUGAUAAUUAUCAUCAAAAACUAGUCAACCAAACCGUAGACUUGCCGCAUAGCAAAAAGGACUUCUAGCCACUUCCAAUGAGUACAAAACACAGUAUUCGUCAAAGAAAAGUUGAAUUAUUUCAUAUGACUUGAGUUACGACCUUGUGCAAUAGUAUUAAUUCAAGAAUAUCUCGGUUAUGAAGAGUCUGGCAAAUUAUUUUAAAUAAUUUAUUUUUGUACAAUGUGAGCUACAUACAUGUUUGAUGAUCUAUGUUUAAAUUUACAAUAAACAAA
This is a messenger RNA of Leptinotarsa decemlineata (Colorado potato beetle), 977 nucleotides long. Its product is annotated as G-protein coupled receptor Mth2. Gene Ontology annotation, cellular component: plasma membrane. Gene Ontology annotation, molecular function: G protein-coupled peptide receptor activity. Gene Ontology annotation, biological process: G protein-coupled receptor signaling pathway; cell surface receptor signaling pathway. The record is from RefSeq and is a predicted model, not a curated record. Lineage: Eukaryota; Metazoa; Arthropoda; Insecta; Coleoptera; Chrysomelidae.